CUCCAAACCAUCAACCUCCAGGCGCUGAAACGCGGCUGCGCGGACGAAGUCUCCAAGCUCCUGGGGGCGGCAGAACAGGAUGGCAUCUUCUACCUUGAUCUCACCGACGAGGUCCCACUCGAUAGGGCGACUGACGAGAUCAAUCGGCUGAGCCGCAGCCUGUUCGGCAUGAGUGAGAAAGAGAAAAUGAGAUUCGACGUGGACAAGCUGGGCCCGUAUAAGCUCAAUGGAUACAAGCCCGUCGGCCGCAACGUCGGAGGCAUCCCAGGCCAGCGGGACGGUUUCGAGAGCUACGCGAUCUCUUCCAAUCCCGAUUCUCCAGCUCCUCAAGUCGUAGCCCAAUUCCGGCCCGAACUGGCCGAAUUUCAAUCUAUCUGCCUAGACCUCGCCCAGGUCCUCUUCGAAUCACUCUCCGUCGCCUGCGGCGUGCCCAAGAAGAGCUCCUUCCAGGCGUGCCACUCGACCCCGGCCUUAAAUCUGGUCCGCCUGCUGCGGUACCCGGGGGCCUUGGCCCUAGACAACCCGCACUUCAGCAUCCCCCAGCCAGCGCAGACCGACAUGGGAUCGCUGACCUUCCUGUGUACGGACGCGCCGGGCCUUCAGAUCCAGCCGGCCGGCUCGUCGGAGUGGCUGCAUGUGCUGCCCAAGAGGGGGCAGCCCCUCGUAAAUCUGAGAGACGCGAUGAAGACGCUCAGCAACGGCCGGUUUCAGAGCGUGCUGCACCGCGUGGUCUCGGUACCAGGGGGCGGGGCGUUGGGGGCACAGGACCGCUAUAGCUUUGUAUAUCUACUGCGGCCGGAACCAUCGACGCCCAUGGCGCGGCUUCCUGGCUUGGGUUUUGUGAGUAAAGAGGAUGAGCCGAUGCGCUCAUGCGAGGAAUGGGUCUCCAUGAAGUUUCGGGCGCUGCGAGCUUAA
This is a messenger RNA of Aspergillus fijiensis CBS 313.89, 915 nucleotides long. Its product is annotated as putative oxidoreductase, 2OG-Fe(II) oxygenase family. Gene Ontology annotation, molecular function: dioxygenase activity. NCBI's taxonomy places the organism in Eukaryota, Fungi, Ascomycota, Eurotiomycetes, Eurotiales, Aspergillaceae. The record is from RefSeq and is a predicted model, not a curated record. The transcript has 3 exons. The annotation marks the transcript as partial.